Messenger RNA from Cryptomeria japonica (Japanese cedar), 1147 nucleotides. Its product is annotated as ESCRT-related protein CHMP1B. The transcript has 2 exons. Bases 267 to 875 code for a protein of 202 amino acids. Lineage: Eukaryota; Viridiplantae; Streptophyta; Pinopsida; Cupressales; Cupressaceae. Gene Ontology annotation, biological process: endosome transport via multivesicular body sorting pathway; protein transport; late endosome to vacuole transport. Gene Ontology annotation, cellular component: multivesicular body; ESCRT III complex. The record is from RefSeq and is a predicted model, not a curated record.
UACCAAGAAGACGCGUAGAAUAGAUUUUUUCAUAUGACCCUUGGUGCGGUUGCACAAGUCACAAAGCAAAAGGAAAGGAGGAAGAAGUUUCUCUUUUGGAGACAACUAUAGCAGAUCAAACAUUGGAAACCAUUGGAUUUGUUUUGCCUGAAGAGAAAAUUGUAGUCAUUCGGACAAUCGAUAUAUCGUUACAACAUCUAAAUAACCAGGAAUUUAGUUUUCAAGGCUUAAGUUGUUUAUUUUGGGGGUUCAGAUCAAGGAAUUCAAUGGGGAACACUGAGAGGUUGAUGGAUCAGAUAUUUCAGCUCAAAUUUACCUCCAAAAGCCUGCAAAGACAGGCCAGAAAAUGUGAGAAGGAAGAAAAAGCCGAGAAACUCAAGGUUAAGAAAGCCAUAGAGAAAGGAAAUCUGGAUGGAGCUCGUAUUUAUGCAGAGAACUCUAUCAGAAAACGUAAUGAACAGUUGAACUACAUGCGGUUGGCCUCUCGUUUGGAUGCUGUGGUUUCAAAGCUUGAUACCCAAGCCAAAAUGAUGACAAUCAACAAAUCCAUGACAUCAAUUGUUAGGUCAUUGGAUACUGCACUUGCAAGCAAUAAUCUUCAAAAGAUGUCCGAAACAAUGGAUCAAUUUGAAUCACAGUUUGUGAACAUGGAAGUACAGUCACAAUUUAUCGAGAAUGCAAUGGCUGGUAGCACUUCUCUUUCCACUCCAGAGGAUCAAGUCAGCACUUUAAUGCAACAGGUAGCUGAUGAUUAUGGGCUUGAGGUGUCUGUUGGCCUACCUCAGGCAGCUGGUCAUGCAAUUCCUGCCAAGCAGGAGAAAGUUGAAGAGGAUGAUUUGAGUCGACGCCUUGCAGAGCUCAAGGCCAGGGGUUAAUCUGUCCUUUGUUGGAGAAUGGACUGUAAGAACUUUUGCUUUUGGUAAUCAUGCCUGAAUGAUUGCGAUAAUAAUGCAAAAAUCCUGUCUAUUAGAAAGCUUAAAACUCAAACAGUACAUAGAGACAUGAAUUACCUAUCAACUUCUAUUGUUGAUUAAUGAUAUCUUUCUGAGGGCUUUCAUUUUCGUAUAAUAGCUAAUCGUAGGUUGCUGUGGCAUUUCUGUAAUGUUGUUCUUUUCAUGGGGAAUAUAUUUAUAUUGGUAAGCCUUCA